AUGGACGACACUUACCUAGAAUUUUUCGUCAAAUCCUUCACUUAUUUGAAUAUGUGGCCCGAAAAAAACACUUUUUGCACCACUUUUCAACAAUAUUACGUUUCAGUAAUCAUCACAAUAACGACAUUUCCAAUUUUAGCUGAUUUAAUAACACAAUUUCGCGAAGAGUACAUUUCUUUCACUAGUGUUAACGAAAACUUUGUCGCAUUAAGUGCCCUCUAUGCUGUUACUUACGUUUCCGUUUGUUUUAUCAACCGGAAACACAAAAUCAGGGCUUUGAUAGCCGACUUGGCCCUUUUUGAAAAGUUCAGUUCAAAAUCAAUUAUCGCUGAAACAGACAAAUCGGUGAAAUUUUACACUAAAUUAUUUAUAGUUUACGGAAUUGUGGGCAAUUUGUGUUAUGGGCUAUUGCCCAUUUUGGGCUAUAAGAAGUGUCAUGAAACCAAAUCCGAUCAUAUGAUUAAGUAUGGAAUACCUUGUGGACUUGUAGUCCGAUUUUUGUUCCCUUUCAAAUUCGAUUAUUCGCCACUUGCCGAACUUGUAGCUUUGUACGAAAUUAUUAUUUGCAUUUUGGGCACUAGUGUGGUUGUGAUAAUCACAACAUUAAUCUGUGCUAUUUUACUACACAUCACUGUGCAGUUAAAAUGUCUCAAACAAAUUAUUCUGGACUUGUCCCAAGUCAGCGAUAUGGAAGUUUUGGAGAAGAAAAUGAAGUUUUGUGUCAAAUAUCACACUGCAAUUUUAGAUUAUGGGAUUCGAACCGAUUUAGCUUUCAACGAAAUGAUGCUCUUGCACAUAACCUGGACCGGAUUUAUUAUAAGUGUUCUUGGAUUUGAAAUCACUACAACUGAUGAUUAUGUCGAAGCUUUUCGAUUUUUUAUGCAUUUGUUGGGGUGGUUAGGAAUGCUAUUUUUGGUGUGUUACUACGGCCAAAAAAUUUUAGAGGAAAGUUUGGCCAUUGCUGAUGUCACUUAUUCGUUCCUUUGGUACCAAAAAUCGGUGAUAGUCCAAAAAUACGUUCUCCUGAUUUUAUUACGAAGCCAAAAAGCCUUGACUUUGAGAGCGUGUGGGGUCAAAGUCAUGUCUUUGGCCACAUUUUUGGGGGUCUUGUACUCGGCAUAUUCGUAUUUCACUCUACUUUUGAAAUUAAAACCGUAAUGGCCAUCUUCAACGAGUCACGCUGUAGAUGUCUUUUAUUAUAGUAAAAACGUUUUAUUGAAUUUAUUUUAAUUUCGUUUUGCCGAAACUGUGACCAAUAUAAUUUAUUUCUUGUGUAGUUUUACAUUUCUGAAACGCAUUCUAAAUAGGCAACCAACAGUUGACAUUCAAUUUGCAAAGUGGGCUAUGUAAGAAAUGUCAAAAAAUUCAAUUAACAAUUUCAUUAAAAUUCUCUCAAAUUAUUGGUGAAAAUAGUAGUGGAGUGGUGCAAAGUAACAAAUCGUUGCUUGCUAUAGGAGUAUUGUGCAAAUAUAACAUGUAUAAAUUAAAUAAAUUUGAAAAAAAAAACAUGAAUGGUUUUGAAGUUAAGUUUAUAGACAGUCCAUCAGAGGGCGCUGCAAUUUUUCAAGUGGCUCGAAUGUGUUGAAACCUGAAAUGUUUAACAGUUUUUAAACAUUAAAAAGUGUGUGAAGUUGUGUGAGU
Tribolium madens (black flour beetle) is the source of this 1641-nucleotide messenger RNA. RefSeq names its product odorant receptor 4-like. Gene Ontology annotation, biological process: detection of chemical stimulus involved in sensory perception of smell; sensory perception of smell. Gene Ontology annotation, molecular function: odorant binding; olfactory receptor activity. Gene Ontology annotation, cellular component: plasma membrane. The record is from RefSeq and is a predicted model, not a curated record. The coding region runs from base 1 to 1158 and encodes 385 amino acids. The transcript is spliced from 5 exons. Lineage: Eukaryota; Metazoa; Arthropoda; Insecta; Coleoptera; Tenebrionidae.